Notechis scutatus (mainland tiger snake) is the source of this 989-nucleotide messenger RNA. RefSeq names its product tescalcin (gene TESC). Lineage: Eukaryota; Metazoa; Chordata; Lepidosauria; Squamata; Elapidae. The record is from RefSeq and is a predicted model, not a curated record. Gene Ontology annotation, molecular function: calcium ion binding.
UGCUUCCCCCCAGACUUAAAACUCCACCGCCGCAGCCAAGUGGGCGCUCCGCUCCAACACUCCGGGGCCCAUGCGCCCCUUCCCCGUCUCCCACGCUCGCCCCGCCGCCUCUCCCGCCGCCCUCCCCCUGCCCUGAUCCAGCCGGGACCCCCCAACCCUCACCCAGGCAUGGGCUCUUCCCACUCGAUCCCCGAGGAGACCCGCGAACUCGCCCACAAGACCGGCUUCACUACGGAUCAAAUUGAGAAUCUGCACAGGCGAUUUAAGCAGCUGAGCGGAGACCAGCCAACCAUCCGCAAGGAGAACUUUGAUCGUGUUCCUGACUUGGAAUUCAACCCAAUUCGGUCAAAAAUUGUCCAAGCCUUUUUUGACAAGAGGAAUCUGCGGGCAGCCUCGGAAGGUUUUGUGGACGAAAUCAACUUCGAGGAUUUUCUGACCAUCAUGUCCAACUUCCGCCCCAUCGAGCUGAACAUGGAUGAGGAGCAACAGGAGCGCUUCAGGAAGCAGAAGUUGAAAUUCCUCUUCCACAUGUAUGAUGGAGACAGUGAUGGCAAGAUCACCUUACAGGAAUACAGGAAUGUGGUACAACAGAUGCUCUCAGGAAACCCCCACCUGGAUAAGGAAUCCGCGAGAUCCAUAGCAGACGGAGCCAUGAUGGAGGCCGCUAGCAUCUGCGUGGGACAAAUGGAGCCGGACCAAGUCUACGAAGGGAUCACAUUUGAUGAUUUCCUGAAGAUAUGGGAAGGCAUCGACAUAGAGACCAAGAUGCACGUUCGCUUCCUCACGCUGGAACCCAUGGCGCUCUGCUACUGACGGCGGCGAAGUAGCUGCAACCGGGUGGUUGGGAGGCUUUGGAGGUGGGUGGGAGGGCCACGUGUCUGAUGGGGCAGCUGCCACGGAUCCAUGAAGUCCAGACCCAUCUGGACCAGCCACAUGGAUUCCCACCUUGAAGACCAACCUUCUGGCCUCCAGUAAAAGGACCUCAGUUC